Messenger RNA from Pyricularia oryzae 70-15, 8768 nucleotides. RefSeq names its product beige/BEACH domain-containing protein. The record is from RefSeq and is a predicted model, not a curated record. Lineage: Eukaryota; Fungi; Ascomycota; Sordariomycetes; Magnaporthales; Pyriculariaceae. The transcript is spliced from 6 exons. The coding region runs from base 556 to 8493 and encodes 2645 amino acids. Gene Ontology annotation, molecular function: protein binding.
GCUGGCAAGGAUCCAGGCUGACGUCGGUCAACUUCAUGCAUGCGCGCGCUGACCACCGGUAUCGAGGACCCUUAACCGACAAGGCAGCGGCGUUCCAAGAGCCACACUUUACCGAGUACCCAAUUCGACUUGAUCUUUGACACGCUCUUUUUUUUUGUACUUUUGUUUUUGCUCUCUCUUCACCUGAGCAUCAAUUCGCAUAUUUUCCAACGCCGCCACAGAUCUGCGUUGGAAAGCAACCUGGCUACCCCGCCGGAGGCAGUGCAGGCUACGGCGAUCUUAACAUACUUGGUCCAACUCAACGCUCCACAAUAGUUCAAUCAUAGCCCUGUUCGCCAGACAUACAUACCGUCUCCGGGCUUCCAUGCACCGUCUUGAUAGCCGCGACCUGCACCCUCAGAGGGUGCUGGCGAUAACUUGGGGAAACAACCUUUUAAUGACAUGACAGGUCUCGAGACCGCAAGGGCACGAACGAGAACGAAAACAGUGACGAAUCCAGCGCGAAGAAGGCCACCAAACCAAGAAACCAAGCUCUAAUAGAGCUCCUCUUUCACAAUGGCCACCUUGGCUGUCAACCGCCCGAGUCGGUACCGUUCCUCGACCUCGGCCUCCACCCCGCCCGCCACAUCGAAAGCAGUCGAGGUUCUUCAGUCUUUGUUCGACCAGCUUUCCCAGGCCGCAGACCACCGCGCGACGCCCAGCGGGUACCCUGAAAUAAAGAAGAUAGUCAAACACGCUCGGGAGCUCCACCAGAUCGUCGCCAGUAGUAGCCCUCCCUGCCCAGCACAGGACAACUUUCGACAUCUUCGGGGCUUCCACCGGAUUCUUGAUGUCCUCAGGGCCUUUUCGGGCUUUUAUAAUCCACAGGUGCGGACAGAGGAAGAGAAGAAGGCCUUGUUCGAGCUCCUGCACAUUGUCCUAGCAGUCCUCUCGGCUUCUUUCCGGGAGCACCAUGGAAAUAGGCGGUACUUUAGACAGCGGGUUGAGGGCGGCGGCUGGGAGGCUCUGGAGCAAGCACUGGCAAGCAUAGGCCUUGGCGGGAGUGACGCCGACCUAUGGACAAACUGCCAGCUGUUUGGGAAGCUCCUUUCCUUCUCGCUCGACGACCAGAGGCUACACGAACUUUGUCUAUGGGUUGGCUCGAGCGCAAAUACAACCACGGUAACGACAGGUGACAACACAAAGGCCGAGAAUGGAACCACCGAUGCAGACUCAACUGGAAGUAGCCAAGCGCAAACCAAGGGGGUGGAGCAGCCCGUGGCUCCGGAGAUCAUACAAAAGAAAAUUGAUGACAUAGUCGGUGUCAAGACGGUGCUUCACAACGCAGAGAUCCUGAGGGCGGUGGUCGACUUCUGGGAGUCGAUACCGCGGGAAAAAGGCUCCGAGGCUAACCUUGCAUCCGUCCUGGUCUUGAGCACCUUGACUUCAGUUGUCAAGACGUCAUUCUUCAACCUAUCAGCUCUACACUCGACAGGAGUGCUGUCCAGGUUCUUACACCUGUAUUUUGAUCCUUCAUCCUCACUUACCCAAGGAGAAAGAGAGAAGAUCCUUCCGCUUUGCAAGUCACUCAUGUCUCUUGGAGUGAACAACCUUGCAGAUGCCCAGUUCCUACUCACAAGUCGUGACCCUGCAGCGUCGGAAUUCUGCCUGGAAAUGACUGAGAAGUACGACAACCCCAACUUUGUGCAAUUUGAUCUUUCUCUGCAUGGCCAUGCCUCGAUUGAACUGCCUAACCUUGGCCGCUCAUUCCCGCCACAGUCAUCUCCGGGAUAUACCUUUACUGCCUGGGUGCGCAUAGACAAGUUUGACCCCAACUCUCACACGACUCUCUUUGGCAUUUUUGACGCCACUCAGACAUGCUUCCUCCUUGCAUAUCUCGAAAAGGAUACCCACAACUUCAUUUUGCAAACCUCUGUUACCUCGCAAAGACCCAGCGUCAGAUUCAAGGGUUAUUCCUUCAAGCCAGGCCAGUGGUAUCACAUUGGUCUCGUUCACAAGCGGCCCAAGACUAUGUCGGCGAGCAAAGCGGCGCUAUACGUGAACGGCGAGUUUGUUGAACAGAUUCGGGCUUCUUACCCCUCCGGUCCGCCUCUCUCCAACGCUAGCACCGAAAGCUUUGCGUCAUUCAGCUCGAAUGCGAACAAGACGGUCCCAGUGCAAGCCUUUCUCGGUACGCCGCGGGAUCUCUCCACGCAGGUCGGGCCCGGCCUGGUCUUCUCUCGUUGGUCACUUGCUUCGGCCCACUUGUUCGAGGACACACUCAGCGAUGAUUUCCUGGCUGUACACCACCGACUUGGUCCGCGUUAUGAGGGCAACUUUCAAGACUGUCUCGGUGGAUUCCAAACAUAUGAGGCUUCGGCUGCCUUGGGCUUGCGCAACGAGCUCUUGCAUCCGGGCAAGGACGAGAACUCGGAUAUUUUGCGCGCAAUCAGGGGCAGGGCCAGCACCAUCCUUCCCGAAAGCAAGGUUUUGUUGGGCAGCAUGCCGACCGCCAUGUUCCGGACAGAUGAUCAGUUUUUGGAAUCACGGCUCUUCCGCUCGCUCUCAAAAGUCGCCGCCAACAACCUUCUGGCUGUGACUACUAAGAGUGGAACAGCCGUUGCAAUCAACACUGCGCUUCCAUGCGUCAACGAUGCUCUCGUUCGUGCGCAUGGCAUGUCAGUCCUCUCUGGCGACCCCGUGCUCGCCGUUCCGCGAAACUUUGACGAUAGCCUAUGGCGGACGGCUGGAUUCAAACCAGUUGUUCUCAAGUUGAUAGAGAGAGCAUCCACGCCAGAGGAGCUAGUCAGGAUUGUCGAGUUGACGUUCCUGUGCAUCAACAAGAGCUGGAGAAACAGCGACUCCAUGGAGCGGGAUAACGGAUAUGGGUAUGCCAUCCUGGCCAUGCUCAUUCGUGCAAAGCUUGGCUAUGGCGGUGUUGAUAACCCAAACUGGCGUCUUAAGAUGACUGCCGAGGAGCGCGAUCGAACGAGUUUCCAGCUCCUUAGCUUGGUGCUUGCUUUCGUCGGGUACAAGCAUGCAGACCCGGUUGAUUCAUUCAUCAUUAACCCGCUUGCCUACCGUGUUCUUUUGAUAGACCUGAACACAUUUCGAAAGUCAUCCCUCAUCACCCAGGAGCUCUAUUACAAACAAUUCGUAACCUUUGCUGUCAUGAGCAAAUACCACCAGUUCAACAGCCGGAGGUUAUUAAGGAUGCGAAUCGUCAAGCGCCUCCUGGAUGCCAUGAAGGCCGAAAGUAUUCAAGAAGAAACUCUGCCACACUUCCUGUCGGCCUUUGAAAGCUUGACCAAAUGCAAUCUUAGCAUCGAGGUUCACCGAUCACUCGCUCUCUUCAUCACAUAUGCUUUCCAUACAUCGCCCAGUUCACAACCUCGGACCCCUAAACCUUCAUCGGCUACGGCAACUCGAUCGGCUUCUCCCCUUGUUCCCGUAGCAACUCGCACUGCUCAACGGAGAUAUACGGGAGAGCUUGUGGCACCAAAAACCCUUACCAGAAAACAGCUUGGUGUGAAGAUACUAGAGAUGUAUGCCGGAUUACUCUGUGACCAAGGAGGUCUUGCGGAAAUAAGAAAGUUUGCCCGUGCAGUGACAAACAAGUGGCUUCUUUGCCUCAUUAGUGAAGAUGACCCCCAGGUGGUAGUCCUUAGCAGCAAGAUCUUGGCACGCCUGUUGGUGACCCACGGCGUUAGCUACACGUCCAAGUUUGGAUCAAAGACCGGAGGUUUCUGGAUAAUGGCUCACCGACUGAAACACUGGUGGGAUAUUUCUACACUAUGGCCGAUAUGCUUUGCUAUCCUAUUUGGCAAAGACGUGGCCCAAUUGGAUUUCAGCAAACCUUUUGAUGCUGCGACGUUACUGGCAAUGUUUGGCAGUGGUCGCGUUUCCCUGCCAGACGUUCUUCCCGUAAUCAUGUCAAUGCUCCAGCAUGGGCUAAGAGAUGUCAUGAAAUACCAAGACGACCCGGACUCACCAGUUUCCUCGUUUGAGGCCGACAGGACAGCCAAGAUCCAGCCACAAAACGGCCACGAGGUUCAGGACACCGCUGACAAAGAGGGCGGACGGCCAAGGGCGAGGUCUAUGGCUUUGGCGGACGAACUUGCUUCCAGGCAAACCUUCCGACCAGACCAGGAGAGGGUGAACACCCAUUCAGCCGUGCUAUACAUUGUCAUCCGCUUUCUUUCGGACCUACAUACGAGGUCGUCAGACUUUAGAGACUUUUGUCUUGGCUCCGAUUACGUCAAGAUGAUUCUGUCAGCGCUCUACCCCAUCUUGCUCAGCACCGAUCCCGUUAAUCCAGAGACAGAGCUCAACUCCAAAGACUCGGCACUGACCUUUGAGGGUGGCGAUGUAAUUAUUCGACCGGUGUCCGGGUCAGGGAGCGCCGCGCCGAUUGUCAGGACAACGACUGCGAGCCUGCUUGAUCGACCUUCAGCGGCACCCCUGCAGACGGCAAAGGGCACUCCUCUUCGCAAAGCAUCCUCUUUCGUUCUGCUCACGUCGUCCAAGUCACCCCAGCUACCGAGCUCGGCUCGUUUCAAUCCGAUAAUGUCACCCAAGCAGAAAGUGGUCACCCAAAAGGUGCUCAACAUGGUUUUUGAUGGACUUUUGGAUCUUGUAGUCAAGGUCUUUGCGGAUCAGAUUUUUGCCCGAAAGGAAUUCCAAGGCUUUGCUCUGUCCUCCAAGAUACCACCUGGCUUUCAAGAACACCAAGCCUACUUGGAGUCGUACAUCCUGCGCAGCACCAUCUCCCAUCUCGACACCACGCUUCAAAAGGAUCAGAAGCUACUCUGCGAGCCCAAAAUUCUCGUCAACAUGUCUCGCUUCACAGUACAUGUGGUCGAGGCUAUCUUUGAGGGAUGGUUCCUUAACGGCGCCGAGAUGAUGCUGGAUUUUGCAGGGACGAUGCUUGAAUACCUCCAACGGCCGGACAUCAGCUCCUUGAAGAGUGUACGACUCUGUAGUCAGCCCGUAAACACCAUUCGUCAUUCUUUCCUGAGGUUGGCACUGUUGAGGUUGACAGAAAUGGGUGACCCGCAAAUGUCAGACGCAGAGGCUCUGUCAGUGAUGAAGAACAUCUUCUAUUGGCAAACCGUACUGCUCAGCUCGGUGUCGAGCGAGGAUGAUUACAUCAAGCUGCUUUGGUAUCAGUUGUACGCGAAGCUUGUCGAUUCCAGGGAACAGAUUCGUCUCGUUGCCGCCAGUGUAUGGCGCAUCAUGCUGGUGCAAAAACCGGAUGAGUCUGCCAGCAUACUACGACAAUGCGCUACUAUCGAACAGCAGCCGUUGGUCAAAAACUUUUGCAAGCUCACCGAGGUGGACGAUGGCAACUUUGUCAAAUGGAUAGAUGAGCAUCGCCCAUCGCUCGAUUUGCUCUUCUUUGGUGGCAUGUCCCGGCCCUGGGAAGAGUACGUGGCUGUUGAGAACCAGCGCACCAUGGACACGGCGCGUUCAAGACUCUCAAGGAGGAGGGAGAAGCUGCGACAGUGGCAUGCCGAAGGCCUUGAACGGGACAACGUCCUCCUGCGACACGACAUGUCCAAUGGUGCUUGGGCAAAGAGCAUAUAUCUCAAUGAGCACCACAGACAUCAGCGCUUGAUGCAGGAUCAACAGGACGACCUUGCGUUUCACGCCUCGGCCUUUGCCAAGAUGGACCGAGACCUGAGGCGCCCAGGUGCGAUGUUUGCCGAACCGACAACCAUCAAGUGGAAACUCGAUCGGACCGAAGGUCGAAAUCGUAUGCGUCUAAGGGUCCUACCCGACUAUACUCCCCAGCAGCCGGAGUACCAAACCAAGCAGCGGAGGAAUACCGGAUCUGGCCCCCAGCCAAACAUAACACAAAGUCCAACACCCGGUCUCAAACUGAAUACCGAUGUGAAUCUGGUUGUUCACCCGCCGUCGGCUGGAGGCAUCGGCUCAACGCCUCUUCCACCGGAACCUGGACAAGGACCUGACAAGAGUAAAGACUUUGACUUUGCCGCGGAGGCGGAUGCAAUUCCAGAGGAGGACGCAGACCCUUCCAAAGGUCUGGGGCCGGAGGAUGACUUUGAAGUCAUCGAGAACCCGGAACCCGAUGACGACUUUGAAGACAAGCAACGCAAGGUGAUGCGUCGCCUUGAGCACGGCGACCAGGUGCGCAGUGUCUACAACAUAUCGCGCAUCAUUGGUCUUGAUGCCUGCGAGGGCAUCUUGCUCAUUGGAAAAGAUGCGCUGUACCUGAUGGACAACAUCUUCCAGCGGGCCGACGGCGAAAUCGUAAACGUUUGGCUUGCGCCUCCCGAGGAGCGUGAUCCGUUCUCACAGAUAAUCACACAGGACAAGCCACCGGAGAAGCGACAGACCAGCAAGCGGAGUGAGCAGGAAUCUCGGCACUGGAGAUGGUCGGAUGUGAUUAGCAUCUCCAAGCGUCGGUUCCUGUUCCGUGACGUUGCCAUCGAGAUAUUCUUCCGCGAUGGGCGUAGCUACCUGCUCACAGCUAUCAACCCAGUCAUCAGGGACGAGAUCCACGGGAAGCUGCUGCAAAAGGCCCCGCAUACGACUGGGCCGAACUCAUUGCCCAACCCCGAGGAUGCUUGGCGGCUCGAGGCUCUCAGAGUCUAUGAAGAGGCGCCUCAGACCUUUGGGUCAAAGUUUGGCAGCAUCUUCAACUCCUCGCCCUGGAACCCGAUCAUGAAGCGGUGGCAGAAGGGAGAGAUAUCCAACUUUCACUAUCUUAUGCUGGUCAACACGAUGGCGGGCCGGACUUUUAACGAUCUCACCCAGUAUCCAGUUUUCCCUUGGGUCUUGGCUGACUACACCAGCGAAGAACUGGACUUGAAUGACCCAGCCACCUUCCGUGACUUGUCGAAACCCAUGGGAGCCCAGACGCUUAGUCGACAGUCUGACUUCCGGGAACGAUAUAACGGCCUGGCUGAACUGGAACUGCCCCCGUUCCACUACGGAACACACUACUCAUCCGCCAUGGCUGUUGCGUCUUACUUGAUACGGUUGCCGCCUUUUGUCGAUUCCUACCUGCUCUUGCAAGGCGGUCACUUUGACCACCCAGAUCGUCUCUUUUACUCUGUGGCGGGCGCAUGGAAGUCUGCCUCACAAGACAAUGGCUCAGACGUCCGAGAACUGAUCCCCGAGUUUUUCUGUCUCCCCGAGUUCUUGACCAACAUCAACGGGUACGACUUUGGCAUGCGUCAGGAUGGUAGCAGAGUCAGUGACGUAAUUCUACCGCCGUGGGCCAAGGGCGACCCGAGAAUAUUCAUCGCGCGUCACCGUGAGGCCCUGGAAAGCCCAUACGUCAGCCAACAGCUGCAUCGCUGGGUGGACCUGAUUUUCGGAUACCAGCAACGGGGCGACGCAGCAGUCGAGAACCUGAAUGUCUUCCACAACAUGUCGUAUCACGGCGCCAUUGAUCUAGAUGGUAUCGAGGACCCCCAAGAAAGGAAGGUUAUUACUAGUAUCAUUCACAACUUUGGGCAAACGCCGCACCAGAUUUUCAGCAAGCCUCAUCCGUCGAGGGAAAAUGUUCACUGCCAGAUCAAGAGGCUUGACACCAGCAUCUUUGCGUUGACGAAGCUACCGUACCCGCUUCUUGAGAGUCAUGAGAGGGUAGCCUCGCUCAUAUACGCGCCCAAGUUGGACCGUCUUCUUUGCGCAUCACCGUUCCGAGUGAACCUGCCACCGCACUAUGACAAGUUCCUCGAGUGGGGAUACGCAGACAACAGUGUCCGGUUUUAUUUUAGUGACAACAGAAAGCUGGCUGGCAUAUUCGAGAACCUGCAUAUCGGGCAGAUUUCUUGCGUUGCCUUUGCCGAUUCAAAGACCCUCAUAACGGCUGGCGAGGAUGGCGUCAUCUCGGCCUUCACCAUUCAAACGAGUCCCGGAAAACCAGUCGAGCUGCUGCCUCGGUCGUCCAUGUUUGGACACAAAUCCCCCGUCACCACUCUAGCCGUUUCCAAGAGCUUCAGUACCCUGGUCACCGUCGCCAGAGACGGCGAAGCGUUCCUUUGGGACCUGAACCGGUUGGAGUUUAUCAGAAAGCUGAAGCAUUAUGGCCGACGUCCAGUCGAGUGCGCCCGAGUCAACGACGUCUCGGGAGAGAUCAUGCUGUGCUCUGGGACGAACGUCAUGCUCUUCUCGGUGAAUGGAGAUCUUCUCGUCGACCAGAACGUCUGCGGGACCAAUACCAGCAACAGCCGGGACGAUUACGUGCACUCUUGCGCAUUCUACGAAGGCAGUGGCGGGAACGAGUGGCUAGAGAACCAGCUUGUCUUUACUGGUCACCGGCGCGGCAAGGUCAAUAUUUGGCGCAGAGUUGUUAGUCCCAAGACUGGGAAGUGGGAGCUCGAAUUCCUGCGGAGGCUGGAUCAUAUCGAUACCAAGUCGGAAACGGGCGCCAAUGUUGAGGCAGCCAUCACUUGCAUCGCACCCAUGCCUCAGGUUGUUUAUACUGGAGACGAAGAGGGUAGAGUGUACGAAUGGAACUUGGUGCAACGAGAGCGCUAGAAACGGCAACCUAGGAAAUGGUGGCGGAACGCGUCGAUGAUUCCAUUGAUUCAGUGGCCCCGGCAUUUGGGGAUCGUUCAAUACUUGAUUAGGCCCUCUUGGUUUGUUUGAUAUUAAACUUCAUGCUGAAUUUUUGCAUUGUUUUGAGCGAUAGGGGGAAAUAUAAGGAUGGCAUAGAAAAGCAUAUUUGGCUAGCGUUCCGACGAAUACACAUGCAUCUGAAAUCUUGCGAGCGCGCAGAACAGGAGAGCUGCUGCAGUUGACUUUGAUUUCCC